Cryptomeria japonica (Japanese cedar) is the source of this 771-nucleotide messenger RNA. RefSeq lists its product as uncharacterized. Lineage: Eukaryota; Viridiplantae; Streptophyta; Pinopsida; Cupressales; Cupressaceae. Bases 1 to 771 code for a protein of 256 amino acids. The record is from RefSeq and is a predicted model, not a curated record. The transcript has a single exon.
AUGGGUUGGUUCUGGAAUAGUUUUCAAGGUUUACCCCUAUCUCCUAGAGAAAUUGAGCAGCUGGUGGAUAUACUUAAGGAUAGACAAUCGGCCUUUAGGAAAGGACAUUAUUCCCUCAUCUGGCUGCCCUCAAAAUUGGGUCAAUAUGAUGCUAAAGAAGGCUAUCACCUUCUCGCCAAUCAAAUGGAGAAUUAUGAUUUAGGUAUUCCCCAAAAACUUUUCUGGAGUAAUAAAUUGAUUGCUAAGGCGGGGGUUUUUGCUUGGCUAGCCACUAGAAGGAAAAUUCUGACUACAGAUAAGUUUAGGAGAAUGGGUUCUCAAGGCCCAUCAAGAUGUAUUCUAUGUAAAGCCCAAGAAGAAUCAGUAGAUCACCUUCUCCUUAAUUGUUCCUUUACAGCUAAAUGUUGGAGAUGGCUUUGUGCUAAAUUGGGAUGGAUAACAACAUUACCCAAUGAUAUUGUAUCUCUUUUUCAGGGUUGGCCAAUCAGUCCACAUAAUGGUAUCCUCAGCUCUUUAUGGGGAGUCAAUACUUCUUGCCUAGUUUGGGAGGUCUGGAAAGAGAGAAAUAGGAGAAUUUUUUGGAAUAAAGCAAGGAAACUUGGUUCAGUUCUGAACUCUCUAGAAGUAUCUAUUGUUGAGAAUAUUAAUAACAUGCUUGCUUUAGAUCUAUCAGUUGGCAAAAAGAACUUAACGGACAGUGAUGAUCGGAUCAGAUCUGGUUGGCCAGGGAUCAAGAUUCCUUCUUUCUUAGGGGGUAUUGGGGACAAGUAG